Molecule: messenger RNA, 3490 nt
Organism: Durusdinium trenchii
Lineage: Eukaryota; Dinophyceae; Suessiales; Symbiodiniaceae
Source: the annotation of a GenBank genome assembly
UUGCUUCGGAUCACUUCCCAGCAAUGCGUUUUGCCAUGAUAUGUGUCUUGCAAUGCGUUUUGCUGGCUCUUUGGGCAAGCGCUGAUAAUGAUGUGGACACUGUGCCGGAGAUAGCAAAGGCGCAGCAUAUGCAUAUAAGUUAUGAGUACCAGCUGCACCGCACCAACAUGCCCAGACAGGGUCAAGGUGACCUUUGGGUGAAUUUGCAGUCGGCUCCCAGAGUUCGCUUGUGGGGAAUAGCACACUCGCCCAAGUUUGGCAAGGGAACAAUUACCAUCUUGCUGGACUCGGGUUCGAAGACCAUGUACGCAAGAAUUCAAUUGGACCAGCUGAAACAAGACCAAUGUCUAAAAUACCCAUUUCCUGCUCGAACUGGGGAAGUUGAGCAGCAGCGGCUGAAGACAUUGCGCAAGCGCCACCACGACAUUCAAACCCUUGUACAUCGAGAAGAGACCAGUUAUGUCACCGGCAAGGCCACCCAGCUUCUGCCAUGGACAGACAGGUACAAACUGGGUGUCGUGCAGAAGCACAAUUCCGAUAAGCUGAUUGGCAUUACCUUGCGACAAGGAGAUCGCGUUGUAAAGGAGGUGGACUUUAUUGAAACGGAUGCAGCCCAUGAUGUGCCAUCAUCUGAUGAAGUCUUCCAGCCUCCCGAAAGCGACACGGUCAAAUGCUUGAAGCCUCAGGAAUACAAAGAGCUGAUUGGAACCCUCGAUUUGACGCCACCGCAUCAGAGAUCAUCAGCUCUGAAUGAUCUCCUUUUGAUGCUGUCAAGCGAGAACCCAGUACAGGAGUGGGGCUUUGCUACAUUGCUCUUCCAAAGCUUUUUGCUGCCUGGGGACAUUGCUGUGAUGCUUGAAAAUCCAGAGCCUCCGAAUAUUGAACGAUGGCACCACAUUGCUUUCGACUAUUCGGCAGUCACAGCGAGUCAUGCGGGCCAUGUGAGUCGCAGCGAAGGUACAAUGUGGAUCAACAUGGAGAAGCGAGCAUUUAGACUCAAUGGAAAUGCGAAGAAUACAAAGGUCGGUGAAUUGCACAUUGAUCUUUUGGUGCAUGCUGCGGAAGAUCAUCCAAUCAUCUAUGCAAACAUUGUACUUGAAGACGAGGAUGAGCAUCAGUGCAUGCAGUUCGGCUAUCCUACUUUAACGGACAAUCCAAAAGAUCAGCUGUUGGCAGCCGCCAAAACGCCCUUGCGCUUCUUCUCGAUCAGCGAAAUUGAUGGGGAGGAUUGUGCCAUCUUUAUCGCUCCUUUAGCUCGAGAACGUUGGCUCCAUCUUUGGGUGGACUUAGAGUCUGACAACCCGGAUGCCUUCCUCAGGUCGGAAAUCCACCACGAUGGCAAGGUAUUGAGAUCAACAAAGGUUCUGAAGUGGCGAACGGGUGAUGAUAUUCCGGUGCAAGUGCAGCCCAGAAAGGAGUGGCAAUGCACACCAGGAGGUGAAGAAGUGAGCCGCUUUGCUGCCCUGGAUAUACGCUCCAUGCAUCACAAAUCCAUCCAACUAGAGGACGCACUCUACUCCUUGCACGAGCUCAAUCGAGAUUUCACGGUUCGGGAGCUUUUGGGACUCACCGGAGAUUUGGCCAUCGUGGUGAAAGUUCCUUUGCCACCCACUCUGAGCAUGGCGGGCUCUGUCACUUUUGAUUAUGUGAUGAGCCUUGAUGAAGGGGAUGAAGAUGUCAGUGGCAACCUUGCAAUAGAUGGGCAGAAUGGCCGCUUUCGUCUUUCAGCAACUGACACACAUGGCAUUCGGGUGAUCUUGGCCUUAGACGUGGGCAAGGCAGUAGCAGUCAAGAUCAAGAAGCCGGGGCAGCGGGAGAAGUGCCUAAAGAUGAAUCUCGGUGACAUGCAGGAUGACAUGUUGUUGCCAACACUUGGAGCAGGCAUCUUCCAAAAAGUGGAGGCGCUGGGAAACCAGGAGUGCAAUCACUUUCACUACUCUGCAAACGGUGGCGUUGACAGCCUUGACCUUUGGUAUAGUGAGGAAGAGAAUGCCAUUUGCCAGAUUGACCUGACAAGGUCAGAUGCGAAAGAUACAGUACGCCUGCAGGUGACCACAUACUUGGACUCCUUCAUGCCAGAGGUGUCCCUUUUCAGCGAUUUUCAUGGUGACGAGGACCAAUGGAACUGCGCAACGACAAGCAGAAGGCCGUGGCUGCAUCAUGGUGAGGGACUACUUUCCGAUAGUGCUGCUCCCACAAGCGAGACAGCAGGAGCCAUCACGGAGGCGCUUGGAAUGCUCGGCUUGCUGUCCAGCCAGGCCACAGCUGUCGUCUCUUCUCUCUCCUGGGAUGAAGCGCUGUCGAUGAGGACCUCAAGCUCCGGCAUGGUACUCAAACGUCAAGAUCGUGCACCUCCUUGCUGCUUGACCGACGGCCUGCAGGCGGAAUCCGGUAUGGCUUCACCCUUGGUGCGAAGCUUCGACGGUGAGUUAAAAUGCUUUGGAAGCGGAGAAAAAUCCGAACAGGACUGGAUUGAUCAGUUCGCUGAGCUCAGUGCCGAUCCACGACAAGAGAUGACAGGGGUUUGUUUGUCAGAUGGAUACUACAGGCACGAGAACGCAGGCCCAGGGCCCUCGACAAGUGUUGAUGAUUUCGUCAAUGAUGAUGUGAUGUCACCCUUGCUGAAGACCUUUGGAUUCACUUUCGAAUCCACACACCCGCUGAAGGGCUACCCUGAAGGGUAUGGUGGAGGUCUGAAAUUCACUGGUGAAGUUUGGCGACAUCGACAUCACGGACAUGGAGAGAUCCGAGUGGAUUUGGAACAUCGCCGGCUGUACCUUCGGAGCGAGACCAAAGAGUUCUCCAGUGGCAUCCCAGAGGUCGUCAGCGAGAUCAUUUACAGGGGUGACAGAAACCAACUGUGGGCUCGAUCUCUCUUGGAUAACUACGAGCAGUGCUGGCAAAUAGACACCUCUCAGGCACUUCCAAACCAACAGGGAGCUGCAACGAAUCCCUUCAGUCGAGGAAAGCUUUCAGGCCACGGUGCUGUGCCAGGAUCAGGCUCCAGGACAGCUCAAAAGUAUACCUUCUUUAUAGCUCCUGAGAAGCGCGUGGACGUCUUCGUUGAUGAAGACCACACUUUGGCAUACUUGGAGCUGACAGACUUGAAUCGCGACGUCGCAACAGGCGUGCAUGCGAAUUCAUGGAUCACUGCUCCUUUGAGUGAGGAACUCUUUGAAGUGGGAGAGGAUUGGCAAUGCGAGCAGGAGCUUCCUGAUAGAUACCUGGAUCAAUUGGCCACCUGGGAUUUGAUACAGGUCUUUCUGCCUCAGUGAUGCUUGGGCGGACCAGUUGAGCCAAGAAAUCGGCUCAACACCAUUUCCUUUGUUCAGCUCCUGUGGUCUUUGCGGUGCUCGUGUGGUCUGUGCAGCGCUCGCCCGAUCGGUCCGACACGUCACGGACUCGGUCGAUGAGCGAGAUUUCUGUCGUAGAGAUCUGGCAGGAAAAGUUAGUGACCUCAUCGUUUGCCGUGUGACAAUGAACAAGUCAU